This is a messenger RNA of Olea europaea var. sylvestris, 2604 nucleotides long. RefSeq names its product BTB/POZ domain-containing protein At1g67900-like. The record is from RefSeq and is a predicted model, not a curated record. Bases 417 to 2417 code for a protein of 666 amino acids. Gene Ontology annotation, molecular function: protein binding. Lineage: Eukaryota; Viridiplantae; Streptophyta; Magnoliopsida; Lamiales; Oleaceae. The transcript has 4 exons.
UUUCAAUAGUGAUAUACAUAAUCUCUCUCUCUCUCUUUUUUAUCUCCAUCUCCAACUUCUUUCAUUGCUUUUCCAUAUUCUUUUCACAAAAUAAUUAUAAACACAAUAAUAUAUACUAUAUACUUUUCCACUUAACUUCAUAUGUGGAUGACUAUAUAAAUAUACAUAUAAAGUCACUUUCCUUUAUUUAUUUAUGUCUUCCUCAUCCGGCGUUCGUCCAUUGGAUCACGAGAACCCUUGCUUACCAUUAGAGACUUCUAGUCGCUAAUGAGCUGGAGGUGGAACAUUUCGAAGAUUGUAUUGUCCAACAAAGCAAGAAUUUUUACUGUCUAGAUAUUGUGUUUUGUCUGAAUCUGCCAUGUUGCCGUUCCUCUGGUAAUUAGCUGAGUUUAAGAAACAAAAAACAAGCCUGAGAAAUGAAGUUCAUGAAACUUGGAUCUAGACCUGAUACUUUCUACACUACUGAGGCUGUCAGGUCUGUGUCAUCAGAGAUUACAAGUGAUCUAAUAGUCCAAGUGAAAGGAAACAGAUAUUUACUUCACAAGGUCAAUUUUGUAACUAUUUUGUGUGUGAUCUCUCAACUUAGAGACAAUUCUAUGAAUAGACAUUGCAAUUCAUAUGGAAAAUUUAAUUCUUCGGUGUUCAAGAAUUUGAUUGUCUUGACUUUUUCGAUAACACAGUUUCCCCUGCUAUCCAAGUGUUCGCGACUGCAGAAGUUAUGUGCCGACAGCCCUGAAACUUCACAGCAUCAAAUCGUCCAAAUCCCUGAUCUUCCGGGAGGUGUUGAGGCUUUUGAAUUGUGCGCUAAAUUCUGCUAUGGCAUUACCAUCACUCUUAGUGCCUACAACAUUGUCUCGGUUCGAUGUGCAGCAGAAUACCUUCAAAUGACUGAGGAUGUUGAGAAGGGAAAUCUAAAAUACAAACUCGAAGUGUUCUUCAAUUCUUGUAUACUUCACGGGUGGAGGGACUCAAUUAUAACGUUACAGAGCACGAGAGGAUUCGGUGUAUGGGCCGAGGAUCUUGGGAUAAUGAGCAGAUGCAUUGAUGCUAUAGCUUCUAAAGUUCUUGCACACCCCUCAAAGGUGAGUUUGUCGCAUAGUUACUCGAGAAGGGUUCGAGAUGAUAUAUCAUGUAAUGGAUCGGAAAGCCUAAUACAUAACCCUACUACGAAAGGCUGGUGGGCUGAAGAUAUAGCAGAAUUAGGCAUAGAUCUUUAUUGGAGAACAAUGAUAGCCAUCAAAUCUGGGGGAAAAGUCCCCGGUAAUCUGAUUGGUGAUGCGUUGCGUAUUUAUGCAUCCCGUUGGCUACCAAACAUAUCGAAAUACAUGAACAUUGAGAAAGAAAUAGAAUCUGAUCACGAGUUGGAUUCUACUCGGGUGAUAACUUCAAAACAUAAGCUACUGUUAGAAUCAAUUGUUAGCCUGUUACCAGCAGAGAAGGGUGCAGUUUCGAGUAGUUUUCUUUUGAAAUUAUUGAAGGCAGUUAACAUAGUAAAAGCUUCUUCCUCUACAAAGAUGGAAUUGGCAAGAAGAGUUGGAAUUCAAUUGGAGGAUGCCACUGUUAAUGAUUUGUUGAUUCCCUCUUUAUCAUACACGAAUGACACGAUAUAUGAUGUCGAUGUAGUCAGGACAAUAUUAGAGCAGUUCACGUUACAAGGGCAGAGUCCCCCUACUAGUCCUCUGAGAACCCGAAGAAAUUUUGAAAGGCGAAGGUCUCGUUCUGCAGAAAAUGCUGACUUCGAGUUUCAAGAGAGCCGGAGAUCAUCUUCUGCACCGCAUAGUUCCAAACUCAACGUGGCAAAGCUUGUCGAUGGAUAUCUUCAAGAAAUAGCCCGAGAUGUAAAAUUACCUCUAUCAAAGUUUCUUGCAAUUGCAGAUUCUGUUCCAGAUUUCGCAAGGGUCCAACACGAUGACCUUUAUAGAGCUAUUGAUACAUACCUCAAGGGACAUCCCGAACUCAACAAGAGUGAAAGAAAGCGCCUAUGUCGAAUACUAGACUGCAAAAGGUUAUCUGUGGCAGUUUGUAUGCAUGCUGCACAAAAUGAGAUGCUCCCUCUGAGGGUAGUAGUGCAAGUUCUUUUCUGUGAGCAAGCACGAGCUGCGACUGCUGGUGGCCACGUAAACGAGCUUCCUAGGAAUAUCAAAGCACUUUUAUCGGCUCAUAACAAUCCGGGAAAGCCUACAGCAUCAUUUAGUACUAAUGCAACAACGGCAGCAGACGAUCAAUGGAGUGUCUCGGGACUCAAAUCACCGAAAUCUAAGGUCUCGACCCUAAAACCGAAGUUAGGAGAAAACAAGGACUUAGACGAAAAUGGAGAAGAAAAAUCUUCAAAGGCCAAGACUUUGUGUAUGCUUCCCAACAGGCCUAAAAGAAUGUUCAGUAGGCUAUGUUCUAUUAACAGAACUCCAAGUCAUUAGAACUGAGAAAUUUUGUUUAGUUUCUGUUUUUAAGAGGGAAAAUUAUACCCUGGCUUUACAUUUUUUCUUAUCCUAAUUCUUGCAAAGCUCUUUGUAAUCUUUUAGGAUAGGCUAAUCCUCUGUGAAUUAUUUGUGUAACCCAUGUUAAUAAAAACACGGAAAAUGAAACUUUUUACACCGAGAGAAA